AUGAACUUCAUAUACAGUCAUUCCUCCAAGAAUUGGAGGGAAAAUUAUUGGAUUGGACUCAAUGAUCAGCACAAUGAAAGCCAGUUUGUUUGGAGUGAUGGAACACCUUUCAACAGUUCUGUCUAUAAUAACUGGAACAGUGGUGAACCUAAUGAUGGUGGUGGAGUAGAGGAUUGUGUUGAGCUCUAUCUCCGUCGUUGGAAUGACGAUAAAUGUAAUAGUGAGCUUGGUUAUAUCUGUGAAAGGCCUAAAGGUGAGUAUGAAAUAUUGAUUAAUCCCUGAGUGAUGCUACAUGUACACUAUGAAUGUAAUUUACUUAACUCUCUUAUUCCUAAGAUCUCAUAAGUAAUUUCCUUUGUUACUGUUUGCUAUACAAUUCAUAUGAUGUGAGUUUGGAGAAUUUUCAAUUGAAUCAAUUAUCAAUCCCUCAUCACCCAACUGCUUACCAACCUCUUGGUAUUUUCUUGGUAUCGUAAGGAGAAACUCUGUCUUAGUUACUCAUGAGGGUUGAGGGAUUAACAAUAAAAAUGUAUAAUGUGGUUCUUCCUUAACCCUUUAAUACUAGAAGCGAUUGACAUGCAACUUCUUCCUAUAAUAUCCAUUCAUUAUUCAGCAAACUCAUCAGAUAGACAUUUUAAUCUUGAUCUAGCAUCACAUUCUUGUAACUAAUUCACAAGCUAAGUGCAGCAGCUAGAGGGGAGAAUUUAAACAAAUCAGAUCUAGAACUUUUUACCAGUGUUGUUAUGAUAUAUUUAUAGGUUACUGACUAUAUAUUAUAUCUUAUUAUGGGAAAAUCUUCCAAAUUUGAUUUGUUUUCGUCACGGAAAACAAACAUGUAUUUCUUUUUUUUUUGACAACAUGGUGGUAGUUCAGAUGUCAGAGAUGGAAUUCCUUUGAAAAUUUCUCACCUGGUUCCCCUAUGUACAAAUUAAGCUGUAUACAGAAAAUCAAUGUUACUUCAAUUUAUCACUUUGUUAGACUCUAGUUCAGGUAUAUUCUGUUUAGUGCUUCCCAUGUUUUUACCUCAUAUAACAUACCACAUUACCAUUACAUAAGAGGAAUCUUUAAGCUGUAUUUGAAGGGCAUCUGAAAACUGAUGUACUAGAUUUUGAAGAUAGUUCUGCAAUCCCAUCAAAGUUGUUGGCACAACGUUUUAUUUACCAAGCAUCACUUACAGUAAAAUAGCAAACAUUUCCAAGACCAAAGAUGUGCAUUUUUUUAAACUUUUUUUUCUCUUCUUUCUACAGGAGUACCCAUGCCUACCUCAUUAACUGUAUCACCUCCAGCCACUUCCAGUGAGUUCAACAUUUUAGGCAUAUCCUUAUUCAGUGGCAGAAAUUUUGCCAAUUUAAGUAUGAAUUACUUUGGAACAUUAGCAGAAGAAUCUUGUUUCCUCGCAAAAGAAUGCUCAAAAUUUUUAACUGAAUUUGACAUUUUGAUGGGAAAUCUAUUUCAUUUCUUAAGUAACAUGAUCUUCUAUUGUUCAACUCAAAGAGAGAUUCCAUAUCUACACACAUCCAUGCAUUGUUCACCACCUAUGAAUUUAAUGUCUUCAGAGCGUAAGCAAGCAAUUUGAAGAAGUCAUUUAUAGAAGUCUCUUUGCUGUCUUAAUUCUCAAAAAUCUAUGCAAAUAUUCUCUGAUGAUUUUGAAACCAUUCAUUAUUGUUAUUUUUGUUCCUCACCAGAAUUACAAGCUGUUAUAAGCUAUAAUUCAACAAAGCAAAAGCAUGUGAACUACCUUUAAAUUGUAGCUUCAACUUCAAACUUUUUAAGGGUAUUAAUGUUAGGAAGCUUUUGAAUUAAUAAUUUUCAAGCAACUCUUACAUUUGACACUUGUGAUUUGGAAAACCUCUAAGUUGUUUGAAAAUUCUCUUUGGACUUGUGCAGAUAUUUUUCGAUGGAGAUUUCUUUCAUUGUCUAAAAUAUUUUUACUUUUUGACAACACCGAAUUUAAUCUGUGUAGACAUAUCAACCUUUUCACUCCCAAGAUCUGAUUAGUAAUUCUCCUUACUAUCUGCCAUACAAUUCUUAUGAUGUUAGUUCAGAGAAUUUGGUAUUGGAUCAACUAAUAAUCCGAUGAUUGAUAUUCUUCUCUAUUCUCAUCACCUUCCUGCUUGAUAUUGUAUUGAUAUUGUAAGGAGAAAUUCUGUCUUGAUUACUUAUGGGAGUGAAAGGGUUGAUCCUUUAACUCCCAGAAGUGAUAUAUAAACAUUUAGCUUCUGCCUAUGAUAUCCAUAGAUUAUCCAGCAAACAGAUAAUGGGAAUACUUAAAUUUAUUAGGUAGAAUUAAGAUUUUCACUUGAUCUAACACCAAAUUCUCACUCCAAAUUUACAAGUAAAUGUGUGGCAGCUAAAAGGGAGAGUUAUCAAUAAGAUCUUCGGGAUUAAAACGGCUACAAAUGUCAAGGUUGUGGUUCCUAGAGCCUUAAACUCACUGUUCUGUUAACCUUGCUGAAAGUGUAUUUACCACUGAGCUUAUUUUAAGGUUUUCAACAUGCAUUGAUUAACAAUUUGGAAGUAGGUGGUCCAUUAACAGUUAGACAAUUUUUCUGCAGCCCCCAUUUCCUGUCCUAUUGGAUGGGAAUAUUAUGGGUCAUCCUGCUACAAGUUUAGCUCAGUUAGAAAGACAUGGACUGAUGCUGCAAAAGACUGCCGAGCAUUGGGAGGAUACUUGGUUAAAAUAGAUGACAGUGAUGAACAGCAUUUCAUAACAUUCAAGCAGAGAAGCAGUCACAGAGUGAGUUUACAUGCUUCAAUUUCUAGGUGAUCCCAAUUGUUUCUCUCCCAUUAUUUCAUUUCCAGUGGUGGAGCUAUUUGGAUAAAAAUUUGUAAUUCAAAGAACAAGGCUAGCCUGGGUUCCUCGUCAGUUUGAACUAAAGUACAAGGGCAUGAACAUGUAGAUUAUCCUGGAGAGUCCUGGUCGAACCAGCAAUCCUUGGUGUGUUCAAUUGAAUAAGCAUGACUGUCUCUUAACCCUAACAUCAGUAUGCAUAUUCUCUGUAUUAUUGCUAUAUAUAUAUCCCAAGAUGCUGACAACGAGAAUUUGUUAACGACGAAGAUCGAGCCUAUUUAUGGCUGGUGAUCAUUUCAUUUAUUCUUGUGACCCUCAUGUGUAAUUCAGGGGUAAUAUUGUAGGGAGAAAUCAGAUGCCAGUCACUUGUGGGGUAGGUAGGUAUUUUUCCCGUGCCCUCCGCUUGAUUAUAUGCUCUCUUGCAUUCAUUCAAAACCUCCUGCCGUCAGUGUUUUGUAUCAAAAUUUAAAGCCCACAUGAAUGAUUGUGCUCCAUUAAUGAGUUACAAAAUUUAAAAUAUGAUUUAUGAAAAAAAAACCGUGUCCAUUCCAUGUUAAUUUCAAACAAAUAAACUGUUGUUUUUGCAGACGAGAUGGAUUGGAUUAAGUGAUUCUGCUGUUGAGGGAAAUUACAGAUGGGAAGGUGAUAAUACAUUGGUAAACUACACUUAUUGGGCAACAGAUGAACCAAAUGAUUUUGCAGGCUCAGAGGAUUGUGUUCAAGUCUGGGCUUACUCUUCAGGAGGUUUAUGGAAUGAUGAUUUUUGCAACUCAGAACACUACUACAUCUGUGAGAAACCUGGUGGUAUGUUUCUUAUUUUUAAUUGAAAUUUCCCUUACCCCUAACUUUUUGACUGCAGGAGUGAGUUAUGCACAUUGUGGUUUGGAAUAACUCCCAUGAUAUACAGUUUCUGUGAUCUCUACAACUGUAUUUCAUUAACACCCUAUCUAAACAUACUGGCCAAAAUAUAGAACAUCCUGAUGUAGAGGUAGCUGUUCCUCUUUCCUCAACAUUCACUAAGGGCUGUGCCACAAGGCAAAACACAAACGUGAGGCCCACCUGCAAGAGGUUCUCAAGGUAGCAGAAGACUGCUGGGAUAACCAGCUUUUUUAAAAACCCUUACUAAUAUCAUACUGCUUAGGGCUAUUGAUGGGCUUUGGACUCAGUUAGAUCUUAAGGCAUGAGACUAGUGGACAUAAUGUGUGCGAUUAGGCAGCUAUACACAUACAUACUAAGAAAAGUGAAAAAAGACCCAGCUGGUUUGCAUUGGAAAAUAUAUAUUUCUUUUUUUGGUUUCUGUGUGUUAUAUGCAAAAACAGCAAUUCAGCCUGGUGUUGGUGGAACUGGUGGUUAUUUACCUCUGCCUUGCAUCUCAGUAAAUAUCUCUAUUGUUCACCUCCACUUUGGUGAAUAAUUGUUAACUAUAUUGCAUAAAUAAUCUCACAUGGCUAAGUUUCCUGUGGAGUUUGGUCAUAGAUAAUGCUAAUGUGGCUAUUUUCUUUUGAGUUAUGUCAGUAGGGUAAUCUAAUAAAAAUUUUUUUCAAUCAUUUAGGUCAAAACCUAUGUCCAUUAAAUUGGAGAGGUUUUGGUGACUACUGUUACCAGUUCAAUAUUCAUGGGGCCCAUGCCAAGAGUUGGCUUGAUGCUGAAAAAGCCUGCAUGUCACAUAAUAGCGGGACUGAAUUGGUUAGCAUUAGCGCGGGGGCAGAGCAAGAUUUUCUCUUCAAGUACCUUAAAGACAUGAGAAUUCCUCAAAUAUGGAUUGGACUUAAUGAUCGUAAACAGGAGGGGACAUAUGUGUGGACAGACAAGUCCUCUCUCACCUACAAAAACUGGGCACCAAAACAACCAAGCAAUGGUUUUUUCGGAACGUAUGCAGAUUGUGCAAGAAUGGAUGCUGAUAAUCAGAAUGGCACCUGGAGCAUGGCAAUGUGUCGCAAUAAGUUUGGCUAUGUCUGUAAGAGAAAAAAUGGUGAGAAAAUUACUUUCAUCGAUUAGUGGUGAUCAUUUCCUUUAUCCUCGUAACCUUAAUGUUUGAUUCACACGCAAUGAUAAAAUUUCUAGUGAAGAGGUAAGAGCCCGCUUCAAUCAAACACGUUUACUCAGCAUUCAAUGUAGCUACUCUUCAAUACACACGUGAAGAAGAAGUUAAUUUCUAAGGAAGAGAAAAAACAACUUUUACUAAAUUUACCAACAUAUAAGACGAGAAAAAUGAAUGCGAAAAUACCUCGAGGCAAAAACUUAACAAAUGCUGAGGGAAUAUAGAGAUACGAAACACUCGUAGCAAAAUGGUUUACAUCAGCGCAAAAAUCAGACACACUGCCAAAAUGGGCGUGAAACAUGAUAUAAAAAAGGCGGUUUAGGUUACAUUAAGUGCGAAAAUGAUGGUGUAGAAAUGAUACGUGUUAAAACGAUUAGAAUAAAGCGGAAAUUAAUUUGUGUGGAAACAAAAGACCGGUAUCGAAGAGGCCAUGGGCUCAAAUCCCGUACGGGCCUGAAUUUUUUUUGUAGGCCUCAACUUCUAGUUCAGUAGUGUUCAUAGCUGCAAGGAUCGCUACUAUAUUCGUUUCUUCAACCGCAGUGCACGUAUAUGAUUUUCAUAUAUUUCCAGCCAUUAUUCGACAUAAGACCUAUUUGUGAGAAAUCAGAAAAAUUACACAUUCGCCUCAUCUGCUAAUAAUCAUAUAAAUAGACUUUGAACGGAUGGAAUGGAAAUGUGUUUAGUGAAAUGUUAUGGCAUGUGAAGGACAGCAAGGAACUGAAACAAAUUCGAUCGAUCGAUUUAUAUAUCAUUCAAUCAUCUCAUUUGAAACCAAAACCAAUAUGUACUGUCAGUAAAUAGCGAAACGUCCACACAAGAGAGAGAAUGUGAAAAAAUAAAACUUUUAAAAAUGAGAACGAGGUCGAACGUAUUUCUCUAUCCGCAAUCUUGAUCUGAGCAUAUCACGUGACUAUUUUGGGUGCGAGUUUUGGAUUUUCCAUUUUUUGUUGAUCCAAUAAGGAUUUUGUCAACAGAGAAUUUUUCAAAGUGGACUCAUUUAAGCCCAAACCACGAAUCAUCGGGUGCUGUAAUGGAUAUCAUGCACAAAGAAGCCAUUCUAUACUCGACGAUUUACCUAACCUUUCCAUUGUGUUCUGCAAUCGCAUUCCCGUGUAAAGUUCAAGAGCGGCGCCAGUCGAGCUUUUCCUAGAGUUAGAAUUUUUUUCUUCAUACUAUUUGCAUUCUGCUUCAUGAAUUAUCAUUAAAAAUAAACACUUUGUAAGAUUCAGAAUAAGUCCUUAGAUCAUGGACAAUGAUGGGUAAGUUUAAGAUAUAAGAGCCAUUUGUGAAAUAUUUAGCGUUGGUUGUGUUGACAAGUUUUUUGGGGAAUUGUUUAAUACAGCUGUAUUUUCCGGGUAUGCACACGUGCCUGAAGAAUUGUAGGUUUUCCAAGAAAAUACCAUCGAAGUGUGGUUUAUUCCAUCAAUCAUCACGUUUAAGUGUUGUGUAAUUAGUAUGCGUGAGAGGAGUUAAUUUAUCUUACUAUACCCGCUCACUGGCUUCAGUGAUUGAUGUCAUUGUAGAGUGUUUCUUUAGGAUAUUUUUCAAUAUUGAGUGUCGAAAGUAAUCCGAAAUUGCUUCGUUUUAAUUUUACUUUGUUUGAUGAUUGGUCCAGAAAACUCGGGCCACUUUCUCGACCAAUCAGAUUCAAGUCUAAAUCCAAUCGCGACUUGGUCACUUACGUUUUCCCGCGCUUCAGACAGUUUGCUUGUUUUUACGUUGAUUUCACAUAAGCUUCUCCCUAUGAUUGGCUGUUGUCAUUGCUUUGGUUUGGGUUAAGUUUUACGUCACUCAAUCGAAAAGACAGUCUCUGAACCCUGAACGGCGUAGCUGCCCCACCCGUUGUUCCACGACUUCUCUCUGUUUGAUCCAUGUAAAGUUUAUCCAAUUUUCAACCGGUUUUGUUUUGUCAUAGGCAUAAAUCAGUGUGAUUCGCCAUUUGGAAUGGAAGAUGAGAGCAUUGCCGAUAGCCAAAUAUCUACCUCCAGCAAUUAUAACUUUUCAUCUCGAGCAAGUCAGGCCCGUCUUCGUUUGGAAAGCGGUGACUUAAAUGCAGGAGCAUGGUGCGCUGCACAAAGCAAAGUGGUAAAUUAUUAACUAGGUCUUCAUACUGAUAACAAUAGUAACAGAAAUCAUAGACCACGAGAAGUCAGAAAAAAGAAAAAAAAAAUUGAUGCUAGCGCGCCGCAGGGAAUUCGGCGCCUCAAUCCUAGAGCUCUCAGCGGCGCGCUAACAACAACUUUUUACAAUUUUUUUUUUUUUUAAUCGCGCGACGGACUUCGCCGAAAAGGAGAGACUGCUUGUAUUAUACAGAAAUCAUGACCUAAGACUAAGAACUUUCCAGAGUUUAAUUUAGUUAUGAAAGUAAGUAAAUUAAAAUUGCAAGUUACGACUAUUGGAAGAGAGUAAUAAGAGCAAAAAGGAUCUUGAACGCACAAGGGCAGAAAAUGAAAAAAAACAUUGGUAGCUUUACUUCGGUCGGUACCCUUACAACGUGAUGGUUUACGUUGUAACAAUACAUUCAACAUUGUGUUGCGUUGGAUGUGCGCAAAUCCAGCGUGAAGUCAUUUAAAGUAGCACAGCUUGAAGUUUUUUGCCUACAGGUCGGGCCCGGUUAUUCAAAGAGCGGAUUGCGCUAUCAAACAGACAGAUCGUUAUCCUCUAGAUAUAUAUUGUGUUAAUUAAACCUACCGCUUAAUUUCCUGGUUGAGAGUUAUCCACUGGAUGAUGUUAUCCAUCCUUAGAACAAUCGGGGCCGGGAGGGAAAAGAAAUAGGGCAAUUAUUUGUUAAGAUUUUUCUGUGAGGAGGUAAAUCCUAACAUGUAAUUUGUAUUUUAAUGUUCAGUUUGCCUUGUGUUCAUUUACCGUUUUGUUAUGUGGCAGGGUGAAUAUUUACAUAUUGAUUUGGGAGUUGUGCGUCAAGUAAGACACAUUGCACUUCAAGGAAGGCCAGGAUCUUCUGACUAUGUGAAGACAUUCUAUCUCAGAUAUGGAAACAAUGGCCUGGAUUUUAAUAACUAUGGUGAAAACGCCACAGUCAAAUACAAGGUAGAUAAUGGGUUUCUUUUACAUGGUGCUAAUAUUUACAAAUGUUUUAAAUCGGAUUCAAACGAAUGAGAAAAUUUGGGGCAGUAUAUCGUUAACUGAUGAUUACUAGUAUUAUCUGGUGAGCGAGACACUCAUUUAGUCAGUCAGGUAGGCAAUCAGUAAAUUAGUUAGUCAAUCAAGCGACCUUUCUGUGGGUCCAUAAUUAAUUAGGGAGUCAGUCGUUCAGUCGUUUGGCCGGUCCAUUGACGUUUGCUUAGUCUGUUAGUUUGUCACCGAGUCACCAACACCACUAUCAUUAUUGUAAUUGAUAUCAGUCAUUCAUGUUUAUGUAGCACUUCAUAAGAGUCACUACCUUUUUGGAAUUUCAGACUUUAGGUGGAAAUGUCAAUGAUGCCGCGUCCGUCAGCAACAUUGCCCUUACUGAACCUAUCUAUGCCAGAUUUAUCAGGAUUUAUCCACUUUCAUGGAACUCUCGUAUCUGCCUGAGAACUGAAAUUUAUGGCUGUGCAUCACAAGGUAAGAAAUAACUCAGCGCUGCACACUAUGGCGUACUUUAACAGGCUUUAAAGCACAUUUCGACUGAAAGACGUAGAACCAAAACAAAAGUUGUCACAAAAGCCAAUCGCAAGAAAGUGAGAUAUCACAGGGAGCCAAUGAGAGCUCAAAUUAAAAACUUCACGCCGUCUGAAGCGCGGGAAAACGCAGGUGGCCAAAUUCCGAUUAGUUUUAGCCUUGAGUGUAAUUUGCCGAGAAAGUGGCCAAUCACAUCUAGCGAAAUAAAACAAAAUCAAAGCAUUGCAGGGCACUUUCGACACUCAAUUGAAGAUUGCUUAUUUUCUUUAUUGCAUGAACUGUGUAAUUGUUUGCGAUGAUUCUUUUACAUAUAUCUUUAUCUCGCCGUUCAGAGACAUCGAUAUCAUGUGACCUCACAUAAUGACCAGCCCCUAGUUGGUUUGAUGGUUCAGCUGACUUGCGUGCUGCACUAGUCUUACGGGGCGAUAACGAAUUCGAAGCCAGUUCUCUUCUACUUUCCAGUUUAACCACUACUUAAUUUUUUUAUUACCACCUAACUGCAAUGAUCUUCGGUCAACUGGAAUCUUUUCGUGCAGCCUAAUUACUGUACAUGACUUACCUAUAUUUUCCUUAAUAAACAGUCUGUGUAGGAUAAAAGAAAGUUCUUUAAAUCGCAUCUUUUUCCCUUUAGCCUCUUCUAAGAAGUGUGGGAUUGGCUGGGAGAUUGGACCUGAUGAAACUUGCUACCAGAUUAACUCGAAUCAGUGGAAAUUGUGGGCAGGUUUGUUUGUUUUGUUUUUAGCUGCUGUAUUGGAUAACAUCGGUGGCCAAUAGGUUUGAUUCCCAACGGAUUUCUAGAUAGCACAAGUUCAUGCUUGCUUGUAGAGGAGAUUGAAUCAAUUAAGCUCUACCGAAACAAAAAUGAUUCUGUUGUUGUUAUAUUUGUUUUUGUUGUUGUUUAUGUUUUCGACGAGAUCAUAUAGACGUGUUGUGAAGGUAAAAGCCAGUGACACUGAUCAAAAAUUGAUAUUCACAAAUUUUGAUAAAGUCUUGAAUUUCAGAAGCUCAGACAAUCGUCUUUUGUCUUAAGUACGGUACAGUCAAAACCUCAGAUAUGGGCGAAAAAGGCACGAAUGUUGUUCGGCAGACCCAUGGUUUUAAUAAAGUCCAUAAGUGUUUAAAAAACCCUAAUUGCAUUGCUUUGCCAUGAAAAUUUUAUAAUGAUUGUUUGUGCAUGCAACCAUAUGACAUAGGCAAUACUGAAUUUAUUUCGGUUACAGAUGCACGUGCAUCUUGCCUGAGCAGAGGCGGUGAUCUAGUCAGCAUAGUAACUAUGAAGGAGAAGAACUGGUUGAAUAAUAGAUUGCAAGCGGUCAGUGGAUGGACUUAUUCAUUUUGGCUGGGACUGAAUGAUAGAGACUCUCCUAAGCACUUUUACUGGAGUGAUGGAAGUCCUUAUAGAUUGACCGCAUGGGAUGCUGGUUACCCCACAAACACACCACAAAGUGAGUCUGAUUGCUUGGCAUUUUAAAAGGUGGCAUUUAAGAAAAUUAAGAGAUUAAAUAGUGCAUUCAGAUUUGACUGUAAAAUAAAAUGCUCUUAAUCCACGAAACAACGAGAAAUACAGGACAAACAUCCUGCACAACAGAGAGUCUUUCUAUGAAAAAUUAAACAGAAAAGUAUUCACACCAGCUAAGUUGACGUUUGUGCAAGUUUCACAGCAUCAAGCACUUCAGAAUAACGCUGUGUCUAGCCGGUUACGAGCCCUUCACAGGCUUCACGUAUUUUCAAUCUUGGGUGGAGAGAGAGUAGUAAGAGUAAAAUGUCUUGCUUAAGAAAGCAAUGCUUGUGCUUAAGAUUCUUUUUCUCCAAACAGCAAAUUAGAGAAAAAAAAUUUGUUAUUUUUCGGGGUGGCAUCACCUAGUCCAUUAUUUUCCUUAAUCCCUAACUGAGGUUUUCCUUGAUUUGUUCUCUCUUCUAAUUGUAUCUUCCUAGCUCCAAAAGCUUGCGUUGAGAUUGAUACAGUCAGAGGGGCUUGGAGAGAUGUGAGCUGCGGAGAAUAUCGACCAUUUAUUUGCAAAAGGAAAAUGGGUGAGUUCAAGUUCGUUACCAGGUAAAGGCAUUUUACAAAGAGGAUGAGGAAGACUGAAACUAGUAUAAAUUUAGUUUUUCAUAGAGUACGCAUUACUCAUGAUUUCUGAGUAUGCUCUGAUUUAUGCUGAAAUGGUGUGGUGAUAUUUCUUUAUUAAUUCUUUAUUCAUUCUUUUGAUAUUGAUCCCUUUGGAUCAAUAUCAGUAUCUGGGCGACGGCCCACCUACCCCUCCCCUAUCCCAACAUUCACCCUAACUUAUUAUCAAUUGACUGUUGUUGGGUUAGGGGAGUAGUAGGUGGGCAGUUACCCAGAUACUGGUAUUGAUCCAAUUCUUUUAUAUCGCGUAGCAGCCAAUAAUCACCCUUCAGAGCUAUCUUUGAAAUAGCUGAGACAGUAUUUGUUAAAAAUAGUCAAUGAACGGACUGCUAACGGUUGAUAUGUUUUUUUUGUUAUUAGCAAGUGGUGUGAAGACUCCUGUGACUGGAAGUAAGUUUUCAAUCAAUAGCUGUGUAAACUUUGCAAUGUGGGUGACUGAAUUUAUCGCUUAAGUCUGUGUUUUUUUAUUUCAAAGUAGACAUCAGUGUGGUUGGCUUUAGAUUCUCGUAAUAUGUAUGAUGCUUUCCGGACAUUUAACCAUCAUGCAGUGAGAAUUAACCACGGUUCUGACCUGCGAUUCAACCCUAAGCAAUUACUGGAAUCACUUCACAAUAGUUGCCGCACAACGUAAGGUUAUCUAUCGCCCUUGGGGGAUGGUGUUGGGUGGGUGAGUUUGUAGGAUUUGGGGGGUUAUAAUAUUGUUUUCACGCAGAAGGGAGGAGCAAUCAGUCGUUUCUAACAAGAGGUUGGAAAUGGACUAAAGAAUAUUGCAAUAUUUACUGCGAAGUAGGGAGAUGAAAAGAUUACUAGAGAUUCAACUAUUAACUUUUGUGCAGAUGUAUGGAGCCAGCUUAGUAAUGAUAAAAGGAAUGCCCCCACCCUAACUUGUUUUAAGCGCCAAGUUCUAGACGCUAGCCGUAUAAUUUGAUUUUUUCUCCUGUAAGCAUGAUAAUUAUACCUAUUUAAAUCUUAUUUUCCGUAAAUCUUUUAAUUUAUAUACUUUUACUAUUUAUACUGGUACCAUUUAUACUAUUCAUACUAUUUUUACCAUUUAUACUGGUUUCUUAUCUUAUCUUUUUUAUCUAUAAAUGAUGGUAGUUUUUUAGAUUUUAAUCCUCUUUGGAGGACCCUCGUGUAAACCACUCUUUGUAAUCCUGGUAUCCUCAAUAGAGAUCAUUUAAUUAGUCUUAUGGAGGGAUCAGAUAAAUUUCAUGAUAACCUUAAUUGACUCACCAAAUCCUUAGACCCUCUCCUUCCCGGCAAUAAUUAAUGCCCGGUCUCUUAAAGGUUUGGAACUUUAGGCUGGAAAAAAUUUUUAAAGUCAGUGAACGAUAUUUAAACUCGUAGUGUGAGUUGACUCUCAAACAGCCUUAUGUGCAACCAACUAAACUGGUAUUAUAAUGUCUUUUUUAUAUUCUGGGAUAGGGAUUAUACUGCACAACUCAUUACUUUUUUACUGACCUUCAUGAUAGGUGUUUGUACUGAUGUAUAUUUAUGAUUUUUUAAGACUGGAUUAGUGGGACAGAUUACUAUUGGCCGCUCGAUCAAAUUGUCGAUGGGAAGUCGGUUGUUGGAACAGUCCCAGCUAUUGUUCACGGCGAGGUGAAAUCAUCUAACUCGUCUCAAAAUGGACGCAGCGUCGUAUAUUUUAGGGGCUACCAGGCGCAUUUGGAUGCGGAACGGUUUCAAGAUCCCUGCAUAUCGAAUCUAGAUAAGUGCGAGAAUGGCAUCUCUGUCUCAUUUGUUAUACAGUUCGAGGAUGAUGCCAAGACCUGGAAGACAAACACUUUCAUUGUGUACACAUUCGAGGACGUAUUGCAGAAGGGUCGAGGAUUUGCACUUUAUUACGUCAACGGUCAAUUACAUACGGCAGUUAACACUCGGCAAAAGAGGUGGCAUGUUUUUAAACCUUUACAGACGGGCAAAAAUGUAUGGCACCAUGUUAUGUUCACCUGGCAACGCGAAAAGGGGAUUGUUCUCUACAUAAAUGGAAAGAAAAGGUAAGGCUUGCAUCACUUGUGCAAAGAAAGAAAUUCAUUUCUGCAUGGUGGACUCGAACUACUGUCAGAUUUAAAAUAAUGCGUCAUUUAAGUCAAUUAUAGGCUAACAGAGGAAUUAAAAAGAACUUUUUUUGUCUUUGUUUUUAGCUCUUCUUUGUACUAUGGGGUUUCUUCCUCUCACUCUAAAAGUAGCAGUUCAUUUAUUGUGGGAAGCAAGUCCACUCAACCUUUAUCUGGUGGUUUUCGGAUGCGUUCACUGGCAGUUUGGAGAAGGCCGUUGACGUCUCAAGAAGUAAAUCGUAUUUAUCUGGCCGGUAAGAAUAUGUUUUUGCGGUUUAGAUAAAAGGAUACAGUUAAACCUUUAGUAGGCAGACCCAGUGAAAAGUCCCGAUCUAUUCUGUUAUAAUGAAGUGGACAACAAACCUUUAUCCAGGGGUUACCUCUAUCACUACAAGUAAUUGAACAAGAAAUUUGUAAAUAAACAAAUACUCUGAUGAAUUAAAGGCAUGUUGCGUCCUUAUAGAGCAUUUUUUUUUUUUGGCGGAGAGAUAGUUUAAAACAUAUUUUGCGUCUUUUCCACAGAGUUUGGCUCCUGUAGGGUUGGUUGGAAAGACUUUGGGCAGUACUGUUACCAGUUCAAUUUGAACAAGAAAUCGUGGCCUUCUGCACAAAUAUCCUGUGUGAACCAGCAAGCAGAACUGGUCAGCAUUCACUCACCCGUCGAGCAGGCCCAUAUAUCUCUGGAGACAGGACCUCACGGACUAGACUCACCGGCGUGGAUUGGUAAAAGAAAAAUAUCUUUUUUACAAAUCAAAUCAAAUUUGGUGAUUUUGACUGUAGAGUUUGAACAAAUUGUCUGUCAUUCAGCUCCAUUUCUCUCUUACUAUUUGAUUUCUGCAGUUCUCAACACCGGGAAAGAGUUCCUCUGUCAAUUCUUACGUUUAAAUUAUCAUCUCCGUCGUGAAAAUUUCAACUUUGUGAAUCUUUAUUCCCUAUUUCGUUUAUAUAGCGUACUUCUCCUUCAGUCCUCUUUAACCGCUACAGCUUCUUUUUAAGUGGCCCUAAUCCUCUUACGCUUAAUACUCAUAGGGAUGCAUGAUCAGGGAGUGGAAAGUGAGUUCCAGUGGUCUGAUGGGUCAGCAGUUCAAUUCACCUACUGGGAUGGCUGGCAACCUGAUAACUGGCGAGACUCAGAAGAUUGUGCCAAUGUCAGAAAUGUGAACGAUGGCCGCUGGAAUGAUCAGAGCUGUUAUAACAGUUUGCCAUAUAUCUGUAAGAAGCCAAAAGGUGUGUUUCAGAAUCGAAGAGGAUUUUCAAGGACGAACUUGGUUUGUUGCUAAUGCACGAGUAAUUCAGUAUCUUGUGUUAGAUCACCACCACAAACAAACCAUGAAUAUGUCGAUGAAUGGACGUUUCUAACGUGUUGGUAUUCUUGUAGAGAAACGUUUUGAAGUGAGACAGGUUUUUUUUAAUGCAACUGCUCGUAACGUAUAGUCCCUAAAUCUUUAACACAUUUUGUUUCCUAGAGUAUAUCUCACCUCAUGGAAUCAUUGCAACAUCGAGUAAGUAAUUCGAUAUGGAUCUGAGGCUUUGCUUUCAUUUUAUAAGUAACUGAUAAAUUUAGAAAUCUCCAAACCAACUAAUUUUUUUUCAGCUCCUAAGAAACUUUUCGUUUGUGAAAGUACAUCUGCAGUUCUUAGUUGCCCAACAUCUACAGUUUUGUCGAUCAAAUCUGCCACAUGGGGACGCACUAAUACGACCAGAUGUUUUCAAGUGAGCGUUAAACCUUGCAAGCUGAAUGUUACCGCAAACUUAAAUGCUAAAUGUGGAGGCAAAAACCACUGUUCGUUAAAAGCCACCAAUUCAGUACUUGGUGCUGACCCAUGUGGAGGGGGAAUUGCUAAGUAUUUAGAAAUUGACUACAUGUGCCUGAAAGGUAUGUAACACCCAUAGCACAUCAUACGAUAAAUUUGAUAUUUACCUUGAUACAGUAACACGAACGAGUUAAACCUUGUUAGAACGUAUUUUUCUUUCUACUCAUCAUUUUUAAAUCACACUUUGAAGAAAUUUAGUAUUUUAAAUAUUGAAAGAAUGAUGCUCAAAUAUCCAGAUGUGAAGUUUUUGGCGGUAGUUACUGACUCCCUUAGAGCAAUAUUAACAAUGAGUAAAUACAUUUGAACACAAGGAAUACUUGAACGUUACCUAUAACCGAAAAGAUUUACACAUCCUUCAAAGGUUGAAACCCAAUUCUACUCCGUUGACCGUAAAAAUGCCAUCCAUCUUCGGUAGUCUACUACUGCCCUGUAGGGAGAAGAUGCGACGUACAUUAGAGUUCCGUUCAUGACGCUUACUCGGAGUUCUGCUGAGUAUCUCGUACCCGCUUGGUGUGAGAUCGAUUUUGAAGACUUUUGCAUCAGCUAUAGCGGUUUUACACCAGAUGUCUUCAGCCCCGUCGUGAUCAUUAGCAUCCUCUUUGUCCUUUAGAGAUGCUUUAGACACAUUAAAGUAACUCGAACUAACAAAAACCGAGUGGAAGUCUCUGGAGGUGGGGGCUUUCAGCAAUACGAGCAUGGAUUUGUUUCCCUGCCUAGGUCGUUGUAUCCUCAAAGGCCACUGAAAUUUCACUUGAAGUGCACAAUUAACUCAUUUUCUGAAAGCUUAAAGAGAUUACUAGAAAAAUAAGUAAACUCUACUAAAGUGUUAAAACAUGUAGUCUGGGAAAAUUUCCAUACUUAUUUGGGGAAACAAAAUAAGUAGACAAUAUCUCGUGUUAAAUCCGCUUUCUUACUACCAAAAAUUUGGGUUAUCCCUCAGAAAAUUAGAAUAAUUUGUCAUUUUAAUCUCCCAAAACAGGUCCUGAAAAUUCUCCGCUCUGUAAAGGUGGCUGGCAUCUUAGCCCUGAUGGCUCUCGCUGCAUCAGGGUGAUCUUUGAUCGCAAAACUUGGCAGGAUGCGAGAAGCACGUGUAAAACUUAUGGAGGUGACCUAGUCAGUUUCCACAGCAGGUAUUCUAUGAUUAACUAUUAAUAGUCCAUAAACGUAUAUUCUUAUCAUUGAAGGAACACUUUUGCAUAACCUCGAUUCUGUGAAGGAAGGUGCCUUGUGUUGCUUUUGCGCUACUAGAAACUUAGGACUAGGGCUUAAGUUCGUCUUCCAAAGCGUGACAAUCCUCAAUCCUUGUUUGAUCUAUUCAACAUCUUUUGGUAUUUUUCUACCUUGGGAAACUGCUAUUCUAAGAAUCAUUUUUUUCCGACGCAAAUAAACCAAUUUUUUCUUUCGCAAGAACACUUGUGUGGCACAAGGUUAGUCGCUUGUUAGUUCCGAGAAGAAUUCCAAACCAAUGUCUUUUUGUGUUUGCAGCGCAGAGAAUAUCUUGGUGACUUCUCUGUUGGUGGACUCCUGGAACAUUGGAGAGGUGGGAGGAUUAUGGACGGGUCUCACAGAUGCCGGUCAGAAAGGCGUGUACUACUGGUCUGAUGGGUCCAAGCUGGACUACACCAAUUGGCUUAACACUCAACCAGAUGAGAGGAUUUUGGAGGGAAGUUGCGUUCAAGCCACCUUGCAACCCGGUCGUAUGAGCUAUUUGUUCUGGCAGGAUGUGGACUGUAACAGCACACUUUAUUUUGCCUGUGCAAAACCUCCAAGUAAGUAUUUGUCUGCGUUCGAUCAAGGCCAAAGCAUUUCAUAACUUUCUUUACAUUUCCAUGGGACUUUCGGCCAGAACUAGAUUAUACAAUUUUAGAAAUUACCACUAAGAUUUCGCUUAUUUAAAAUCUUGUUUUUACAUUAAAUUCUUAAUUCCCAUUGACGUUGUUUGGGAAUACCUUCCAUUGUUCCACGCAAACGAGUUUUGCGAAUCUUAAAAAAAGUGCUUUAAUGUCGUAGCUUGUGUAGAACCCUUUCAGGUAUUUGGUUCUUUUUUUGACGAAAAUGGAAAACAACGAGUUAUAACGUUGAGGUGUCAGUGGUUCUCUCUGCUGAAUACAAUUACUUAAUUAUCAAGGAAAUAGAAACAUCGAAGAAGAAAAAGACAUAAAAAUGGAUCUCAAAGAAUUCUCUUCAGUAGUUUACAGGAUUAAAAAAUUAAUAGUGUUUUGAUAGUACAUGAUAAGAACAUUUAUGUGUAAUUUUUUGUGUCUGUUCAUUAAUCUCUUUGUUUCAAAUACUCUGCGUUUAAUUUUAACAGAUAGGCAGGUGCUACCCACCAACCUCGUUCCUUCAGGUACGUUUCCGGUUUUGUCUUGUUGAUGUGCGAGUCGUAAAUAGUACAGUAUAUGGAGUCUUAGUUCAUCAUCCAGGUACAGGCCCUAUUUCAUGGAGUUUAACUAAACUGACCAAGUAACCGCUUAGGGAAAUUUGAAGCUGCACUUUCUCCUUGCUAAAUUCAUGGAUUGCUAUUUUUUCGCCAAAGCUUAACUUCAAAGGAGUCGUAGUGAUGUAUCAUGUAAGCCUGCUUAAAUUGUGUCUUUAUCAUAAGAGAGAGUUUGUCCAAUUCAUCAUUUCUAAUGAAUUCGUCAUUUCUAAACUGUUCUAAUCAUGCCCAUCAUUAACAAUCCUCGUGUAUUGUUUAUUCACAUAGUCUUUGCGUUUGUUGAAGAGUGUUAUGUUUAGUAUUUCCUUGUUUUGAAACUUCGGUUCGUUUCGUUACCAUCAUUGGUUUGUAUUUGAUCUCGUUUUCUUUUUUUUUUCAUACAGGACAAAGUCUGACGCGCACGGCAACUCCUACUUCUACGGGUAACACGUUUUCUUCGGUCGUUAAGAUAAGAAUUUUUUGUUUGUUGUUUGCUUGUCUUUUCGAGUUUCUUUACUUAAUCCAAGUUAUCUUAGUUUUGUAAGAGUCCACGGUAAAUCUAUCGGUUAUUGCAAAACAAGCAGUUCAAAGUAGGCGAAGUUAACAGCCCUUUUAAUUGUUUUCAGUUUUUAACUACUUGUGUCCAUCUGGAUGGAUGACAAAUGGCUCAUUCUGUUACAAGUUGAUGUCGCAGAGGUAAGAACCAACGUAAGAUCGGUACCGGGGCAGCAAGUAGUAGAUUGUCCGAUUUUAAUUGUAACCGAUGUUAUUCCUAUAUUGUAGCGUGAUGUAUUCCAAGUAAGCUCGAAGACCUAAGUUAUGGUUCAGCCAUAAACUGGGUAGAUGUCAGAUUUCAAAAGAACCUAAGGUGCCAAGAUAAAAUCAAGUGAUUAUCGAAAGAAAAACCCUGUUUUUCAAAUCCGUUAUGCUGAUCUCCCUUUCUUAUCAUCACAGCAAAACGUGGACUGAUGCAAGAGACACCUGUAGAUCAUUCACUGCAAACUCAGAUUUAGUCAGCAUUCACAGUGUAGCGGAGAAUGAAUUUGUGGCCAGUCUGUUCAGUGGCUUACUGUAUGCAGCUUGGAUUGGACUGAGCGACCGUGGUGUGUUAUAUGGUAGGUUCUCUAUUUUGACUUUUCAAGCAAUCGUCUUUUUCAAUAUGGGUCUUAAAAACGCGGUCUUCAAGACAGGGGCCGUUUACUUUUGAAGCGGGAUUUGGCCACAGUAUCUCGGCUUCGAUUGGUUCCCUCACACUAGGAUAAACCAUUCGCUCAGCUAAGUAAACUUUUCUUCUAAAUUGAAGCACUAGAAGGUUACGUUGCGGGAGCUCAGUGAUAAUGGGAAAUCUAGAAAGACCUUUGUAUUUCCAUCGAUCGAUCGACAAACACUGGAAAUUUUUUCAAUUUACGGUCGGGAUGAUGGGGCGAAUUUCCUGGACUUCUUUUGAUAAACUGCCUCCCGCGAGCAAUGCGGGGACUUUUAUUUGAACGUUUUUCCUUGGUCUGUAGGCUACGUUUGGAGCGACGAAACGCCUGUGCAGUUCACAAAAUGGAACGUGCAGCAACCGGACAGUCAUCAAGGACAACAGCCAUGUGUGGAGAUGUAUUCUACCGGAGAAUGGGGGGACACUGGAUGCUACUCUGUAAAGCAGUUCAUCUGCAAGAUGCCACGAUGUAAGUGCAUUAUUCAAAGUUAUUUACAGAGUAGUUGUUUCUCGCAAAGAUCAAUUUGAUGCUUUUAUACAAUUCAGGCUUGAGAAGUGGAACUGCUUUGAAUACUUUUAAUUUCUUUAUAUAUAUAUACUGUUCGAUUUGAUUAACUUUUAGGUAUCGAUUUAUAAAUAGACGUUGUCACGAUGCUAACAGCAGGUCCAUAGUUUUUACGUUUAUAUUUAUUUUAUUUCAACUAUAAUUACAUUUGAAAGAAGACAAGAAGUUUCAGAGUUACAUUAGUUGGCGUGGUUAAUUGCAAAAGACUGCUUUCACUGGUGCACAGAUAAAAUGAGCCUUGUCGCUAAAUUUCUUGCGGCAUGAAUACUUCCCUUAAAUUGAAGGCGACAAUAGUUUAUCCAAUAAAUAUUCAAUUAUUAUCCAUGAGGGAAUGUUGAUAACCAAGGAUGGGGAAUCAUUAGCAAAUCGUAAACAUUUUGCGUCGAUCAUUGAUUUUCUGUCGUACGUUUAUUCAUGAGCUUUUUCGACUUUUUUGCUCCGAUCGUUUGCUUUCUUUAUCUCUUAAUUUCUUUCGUUAUAGUUUCAAUUUCUUAAUUUCUAAUUUUUUUGCAGUGGUUGUUGUUUUGUUGUGUUUUUUUUUUUAUAACAUUUUUGUGAUUUGAAAAACUGAGGUGAAAAUUGGCCACAUACGCCUGGUAAAUGUUUCAAUCCAUGACACUUUGAUGUUUUAUCAACAGCGAAUAAUAAACCGUCAGCAACAGUCACUCCGACCACACCUGUUCACCAAAGUGAGUUCUUAAGUUUACUGUGGUUCAUAUGAGGAGUUUACAUCGUGGUUAAGUCUAAAAUCCAGUUCCUUUAGCACAAAGUGACUAAGAAAAUUGCUACCUCUCCUGGACUAGUUCAGUGUGGGUACCUUUCCCCACAUCCCCCCCCCCCCCACCAGCACCCCCUAGCAUUUCGCCAGAAUAUCUUGAAAAACCAAUAAAAACAGGUGCGCAAGCCUACAUGUGUCUACGGCUAAGGUGAUGGGAACACCCGUUUAUACUCGUCGUUAGAAAGAAAGGGGCAUGGUAAGACUAAUGUCUUUCUCAAGAACACCACACAAUGACCUGCCAAGGGCCCAAAGCUGGCCCUUCGACGCGGAGUCCGUAAGCCUUGUGAACUCCAUGUUACCACUUUUCCAACUAAAUGUGUUUAUUUACCUCGAUUUCCGAAAGGAGAAAGUUGUUUGAAGUUGUAACAAGGUAUUCCUCUUUUAACAGCCUCAGGCAUUUGCCCUAACAAUACGAUUUUGUGGAAUACAAUGUGCUACUAUUUCGCAAAUGACUCCCAGUCAAGCCGACUCACGUGGCGUGCCGCUCGACAGGCGUGUCAAAAAGAACUGGGAGGAGACCUUGUUAGUAUUUUAAGUGCUGCGGAGAAUAACUUCAUAAAAUCUCAAAUCUCAGGGUAAGUUUCCUUUGAAUUAUUUUCAGAAGUUUUUGCAAAUUAUGAGGUAAACCUAAAAUGCUGGAUUCAAGGACGUGUUCGAUAUUUUGCAAUGUUCUUAGGGUAUUCAAAGUAAAUUCAAAUUUAUGACAGUCAAAAUCUCGAGCCCUGUUACUCAAUUUUCACCCACAAGCAAGCUCUAUCGUUUAAUCAAACUUGAAAGCUGUCACUUGAUCCAUUUGUUACCUGCUCUAUGGUUGUAUUAUUGAAAGAAAAAAAUUACAUCAAGGCCGCGUAAGAGAGGUGUUCCCUAAGGAGAGGGUCAAUCAUAGCAAGUUUACCGACAGAGUUUAGUUUAAUGGUCGUCUAGAAGAAAAGAUGGCUGGCAAUGUUUUGUAGCUCAGGUAAAUUACACUGAAUUUCUCCGCAAAAAGAUACAACGCUUAGACUCCUUCACCAUUUCACUCAAAAAAUUAAUUGUCCUGACAAUAUCCAUAUAUUUUCGCGCAGAAAGGUGAUGAGAAGUUAGAAAAAUAUCAUCCAUGGUCAUUCAAGGAAUAUCCGAUUUCACUCCAAAUUCUCAGACUUUUACUCAGGAGAAAUGAAUAUCUUUAGAGUGAAAGGGUUGGUCUCACUCCUCUUGUAUGCGCACGCACUUUAUGGGUGUAUUUUUUUCAUUUAAAAGGCACAGUAGUAACGCUCUUUGGAUUGGACUCAAUGAUCUCGGAACAGAAAGCAGCUACCAGUGGAGCGACGGUUCGCCAGUAGUUUAUACAAACUAUGGAUGGAAAGAACCAAAUGAUUAUUACGGCCAGGAAGACUGUUUGGAAAUUGUAAAGCCUGGUUAUUGGAAUGACCAUCAUUGCAGUGUCCUGCGGUCGUACAUCUGCAAAACGACAAAUAGUGAGUUUCCUAGUUGUCAUAAGUUGUCACUGUAUGGUGGACUUGGACAUAAGAUAGAAAAUUUAAGUAGAAUUUGCAAGUGAUUCCUCUCAUGGACAACUCAUAGAUAAUUUGUUGGUCAGCUUAAAAGUCCCUCGAUUGAAUAAAAAGGAUAGAAUGAAACUAAAAGUCGACUGGAUUAUUCUUUUUAGGGCCAACUUUGAAACAGUACUUCCUUGCACUAAGGAAUUUAUAAAGUUUAUAAGCUAGAUCACAAACGCACGUCGGAAUGAAAAUGUUCUUGGUUGUGAUUUGUGAAAAUCAGAAUUCCUGACUUGUUUUAGCUUUUUAUGUUUUUGUUUUUGUGUACAUUUUUUUUUCAUUAAUUCUGACGCAUAUGUUUUUUUGGAUCUUCGAUUUCGCUUAUUUUGAGCUUGUUGAACGGUUGCAUUUGCUGUUUGUUGUUCUUCUUGAUGGUUUUGUCGAUAUGGCUGACAGAUGAUCAUGAUUUGCGACCAGAAUUCUGUUUAUGACACUCAUCUUGUUUACACGUGCAUCGAGGAAAAGAUUGGGAACAUUACAAUAUUCCCAAUGUGUGUCCAAACGAUCUCAAUUGAAAUCGUACACUUACCAUAUGCUAAUCAUAUGUUUUUUUUUCUUUCAGAUUCCAGAAUACAAGCUUUGACUACGUCCCCUCCUGACCAAUCGCGUCCUGGCCGAUGUAAGUAUUUCUGACAACAGUUACUGCUGCCAUGUAUUUUUUCUCUUUGUAAGUAUUGUUACUUCGCUAUUGCAUGCGUCAAGUCGCUUGGUUACUAAGUUUUGGAGUGCACGCGUCGGUAAAUCCGAAAAGAACGAGAUUUUAUCGUUUCCUGGCCAUCUCACUUUUUGGUCAAUGAAAGAUUCCUACAAAUCUUCCGGUCCUUCUCCAGAGGUCAAGUCGACAGAUUCCGAGGCGUGAGGAAAAUUACGUGUUGUAAGGAUGCAUAUCGCAGUAGAAAGAGGUACCCUAACUGAUUUUAAUUUUCUGUGAUAAAGCACAUGGCAGAUGUAAAGACGGCUGGGUAAACUAUGACAAGCGCUGCUACCGCAUUGUGUCAGAUCCUCAGCUAUCCUGGGAGAACGCAAGAGAUGUAUGUCGGAAGGGACUUAAUGCCAAUGUGAACGGAGACCUUGUUACUGUGAAUGAUCAGUAAGUACACUUGUGUUAAGUUAAUGACCAAAUUUCAAUUGAUUUCGUGGAAAAAAACACAAACAAAAGUGGACACUUCGUUAAAUGUUGAACCUUUAAGUGAAGCUACAGCAGAUCGAAACUGUACCUAUUUCAUGUUGCAGAUACGAACAGGCAUUUUUGACAACUAUGCUUCUGGGAAAGAACGACAAUUUCUGGAUUGGCUUUAAUGACAAGCAUGUGGAAGGCAGCUUCUUUUGGACAGAUAAUAGUCCUCGUAAAUACACCAACUGGAAUGUCAAUGAGCCAACGGGCUACGGCUGGAACAAGGAUUGCGUCGACAUGACGUCCAGUGGAGAGGCAGGAAGAUGGGGAACUGCGCAGUGUGACCAGAAAAAAGGGUUCAUCUGUGAGACAGGUUUGUAAUACAUCAAAAACUUGAUCCAUUUUGGAUAAGAAACUAAAGAAGAUGGAAGAUUGUUGACUGAAAAUGUUUAAACAAAAGUUUUAUCAUUUUCGGCCCAAUGGUUCUAUCUUUCAACUCCUUUACUCCAAAAAUGAAGUUCUCCUUUAAAGAUUAAAGCAUUUGAAGCAAAAACGUGAUAGUAAGAAAGAUAGGUAUCGAUGUAGCACUAAAUUCUUAGGGUUGUUUGAUACACAAAGAGAAUUUAACUGGUAUAUAGAUAUCAAAAAAUGUGGACAUGUGUAUUUGUAGUUGGUUUUGGAAAUGUUUCACAUGCAAUGAAAAGUCUUAGCCCACAUGCUCUCAGCACCAUGUAAACCACUAAGAUCAGCCAUGGGUUUUUAGGAAGGGAAGAAUGGUGAGUUAAGGUCUCGGGAAAUGAUGAUCCUAAAGGAAUUCUGGUUGUGUUAGUUACCUCCUUUGCUCAUAUGUGCUGAUUUAGAUUCUCUUUUUCCGCAGGAGCUGAUCAAAUCUCAGCGAAUGGUGAGCUUGCUAACAACGAUUUUUUUUAAUCGUAUGGGCGGACAAUUUUGAUAACAAAAUACUUUGGCCAUUUGGGAAUAAUGGCGGAAACAGCCUUAAUCGCAGUAUUUUUCAAAGUUCCCUAUCACCCCCACCAGCGGCAAAUUCGAAUGACGCAGUUAAACUCUCUUUCUCUCUCUUAAAUUGAAAAAAUUCCGUUCGCUUCAGUGAUCUGUUGGAAAUUGAAUCCUGAAAAUUAUUAUUGAAAACGAACUUGAAAAUCAAAUGAUUAAAAAAAUAAAAAUAGUGAAAAAAUAUGAAGAAAAUUGCACUCUAUUUAUCUUAGCCUCCAGCUUUGGCAAAGACUUGACCUACUUGCCCCUGAAAAUUUACGAUAGUUUGCUCAACCUCUUUAAAUGAUAAGGAAUAUUGAAACAGUUCAAAACAGGUAGGUUAUGUUGUAAGUGCGGAAACAUCGGAAUAAUAGAGAAAUCGAUCGUCUUAAAAGCGAACGUUGACCAGACCUGGUUUUGUAGCCCACUCACCAGUGUCUAGUGAAUGGGCAUCGGUUCUAAGUAGACUGCAUUCUUACUGGAACACAAAUAGUUUUUAGCUGUAGAGAUUUUCAUGUAAUUAAUGAUUGAUUUUUUUUCCGCUCCAGCUCCACCCGGUAACACGUCUUGUCCUCCAGGGUAUCUUCCCUUUGGUAGCGACUGUUUUAAUGUGUCUUACGUCCCGAUGAGCUGGAAGGAAGCUCUUAAAUUCUGCCAAGACAGGAUGAAUGGUAGCGAUUUGAUGAGCGUUCACAAUUCGUUUGAACAGGGUAAAGUAUACAAAGAAACCAAAACCCAAGUUCAUUCUCAGAUGUCCCUACGAUCACAGAGCUUUUAAGUGUUCAUGGCGAAGUUGUCACGAAAGUGGACAUAAGGCAUUGAAAUUCUAAGCAGUAUGAUAAUAACUACACUUAAGAAGCUACAACGUUUUCACACUUAUCUUCAAAGACAGUAGUUAGUAACAGUUUUCUUCCUGAGUUGCUAACAUUUCCCACUUAGGGUGUACCUCGCAAAAUUGAUUAGCAGACGCAAUUGCAAAGUGGCUUUCGCUCUUGUGUGUUUCGUGCGCAAAGUGAUUGUGGGAUACUGAGAGAUAAAUUAAACGUACAAAUAUCAAGCCUCGUCACACUUUUCCCUUUCAGCAUUUGUCGUCAUGAAUUUAAAAGAUUUCCAAGGACGCUUUUGGCUUGGUCUCUCUCGUGAAGCUAAUUCUAAAGACUUCCAAUGGAGUGACCUUUCAAUGAAAACCUAUACAAACUGGGCUGCGAAGCAACCAGAUGCCCCAUAUGGCCAGAAAACGUGCGUUGUCGCUAGUAAUUCAGAUGCUAAUGCUGGAGGUUGGAGUGACGUCAAUUGCUCGGAAAAAAAUGGAUUUAUCUGUAGAUUACGAAGGGGUAAGAUUACUAGAAUUAAUCUCAUUAAUACAGACUUUUCAUACGGGCUCAAAACUUACCAUCUCUCUCAUUCAAUCUACAAACAUGACGCUAUCGACAUUGCUAAUCCUAGCAGUAUGCAGGACGCGUGUUAUAUGAACUUCGUAAUAGACUUCGCUCACCGUAGAGUCUCUGUGGCUCAGUGGUAGAGCAUCGGAGCGCGGAAUCAGAAGGUCUGAGGUUCGAUUCUUCACGCGGACUCAGCAUUUUUUCUUUAUCUCACGCUCACGAAAAGACGAAAAACAUCUUUCUCUGUGGAAUCUAUUUGUUGAGCCGAAGUAAGGCAAAAAUUUUGCUCCGAACAUCGUUUUCUUGCGGUGACUAAAGGUUUACUUCUGGCGACCAUUUUAUGAAUUCAGAUCGCAAAAUGGCGACUUCGAAUAACACUUAGGUUUCCUCUCUAUUUCAUGAUUCUAAAAUCUAUGUGACUGUCAACUAUUGAUUGCGUUACUUUUCAAAUUGUUACUUGCAGGCGAACCGCAUGUGUCACCUCCAUGUAAGUAUUUCAUAGUUAGUGUUUUAUCUAAAACCUUUUACCCUAAGAGUGACUAGUAUCCAACUUCUCCGUACAGUAUCACUCCUGAAUCACAGAAUGAAGUCACAAGAAUUAAGGAAAUGAUCAGCAACUAAGGAAGCUCGUGAUUGUUAAACAAAGUCUCCUUGUUAGGACAUUGGCAAUGUCUAGAGAGGAGUAUGGAGAAUAUCUAUGCGGAUAUUAAGGUGUAAUACAUUAACAGUGGGGCGUAAUACAAUACAGUAGAUGUACCUCUAACGAGCGGUGACUUUAAGGAAACAUCUUGUCAGAUUAUGUUUAUGAAAUUAGCGGGUAUCAACCCGAUAUUAUCGAACAAUACAAUAUCUACAUAUUUGGCUUGAUACAUUCGUUGGUGAGAGGACUGCACCAGUAUGAUGGGAUGGUCAUAGAUUCAGAUCCUGUUCAAGUCCAAAUUUUUUUCCAACCAUUAUUCAUUUUCGUGGCUAAUUAAGUUGUGUGUAUAACAGCGAUGUUUUUCUCCCAUUAAUCUACCAACAAUCAGCGUCAAAAAUGUUGAAAUAUUACUAUAGAGAUCGAAAUAAUUUCAAAUAAUAUAUUUAUUCUAUCCGCAAUAUCCUAACUAUCUUUUUCUCUCUUUUUUUGUGCAAUUUGGAAUUUUGUACUCUGUGGAGUAAAUGUUACGAGGUGCAUUUCAUUUUAGAAAUUUCUUCCCUUAAGAGUCCUUACUAAAGUUAAUUUUCGCGACGAUUUAUAUAAAACACAACUUUCAAGGGGAAUCUUAGUGAUUCAAGGCUCACGGUCGGAGAAGACGAGUACAAGAGCGAACGUAUAAAAAAAUUUGCCCAGCCCUCUCUCUCUCGUCUUUUUUCGCUCGUUUCCACCAACUGUUACCCCUGGCGAAGGCUUUAUCACCCGGGGCGAUCUAAGCAUUCAAAAGAGGCCGAAACUGGCAUAUUUGGCGUUGUUUGGAUUUUUUUCCAGUGGGUGUGGGGGGCACUUUUUUUGAGAAAUAGGUAAGGCAUUUGCUCUGUUAGCCCCUUGUGUAUGUAGGCCUGUGUACUCUAUAUUUCUCAUAUUAGAUUUCUCUUGAUAUUCUAAAGAUUUUUUGUCAUGGAGACUACCUCCUUUUUUCUCAUCGGUUGUUCUUCGCAUGGGCAUUAAAGUCCCUUGGUAAGAAAAUGCAAAUAAAGUUAAUCGAAUUAUUUCGAUUUUGUUUCAAGUGCUCGGAAGCUGCCCCACUGGAUGGGAGAAAUUUGACAAGCACUGUUACCUUUUCCGAGACAGUGACUUGCAGCCAUGGGCAGCUGCAAGAUUCAAGUGUUUAAAUCAGGGUGGAAAUCUUGUGAGCAUUACAUCAGAGCAGGAGCAAGACUUCAUUACUUUCCACUAUCGACGGAUUUCUGCUGGAAAAAUCUGGAUUGGUAAAUAUUCAUCUAUUGACACCACGCUAAAAAAAAGUGUAAUUAUACGUUCGCGCAACUUUUAAAAUAUAUUUUUUAGCCGGCUUACUCAGCGCAUUGUUUACUUAGGAUUGUGAUACACUUGAGACUACACGAUUAUGAAUCGUGUGGUCUCGACCGUUUCUGAAAAAAAUUGUUAGAAUUCCUUUUGUUUUUAAAAAAGAAGUUGUGGACGAUUCAUUUAGCCCGAGAGUCCUGGUAAACAGAAUCUCAUUUAGUUGGAAGCCUUCUAUAACCCACUCAUUGAGUUUUAUCACUGUUCAGGUUUGAAUGAUUGGUCGCUGGAGAGAGGAUUCACAUGGAGUGAUGGUAGCCCUGUGACGUAUCUUAACUGGUUACCCGGUGAGCCAAAUGACAAGACUGGUAUGGAGAAUUGUAUUGAAAUGUGGCCACCUAGUAGAGGAUGGAAUGACCAGUCAUGUGCUGAUAGACGGGGCUACAUCUGCAAACAGCCUCUAGGUAUAUAAUCUCGGUAUUUUUUCUUCUCUUUUCUUGGUAGUUUCAUUAAGCUUGAUGCUCUCUGAUGCGGUUUCAUACAUGAAAUCAAUCAAAAGUAUCUCUUUUCCCCGUUCGGUGCGGGGAAAUAAACACUCUUUCUUUCCCCCCUACGUUCCUGUCAUGCUUCCAUUAUUAGAAAUUAAGCAUUGAUUUUACCCCAGGGACUUCUAGACGCCUCCCCACCCCACGGCCUAAUUUAUGUCAAGAAAGAAACGCAGCUGUUAUCUCAACCCCCGUUUAGUUCCAUGAAAUAGCUUGCUGGGUGACCAACUCCUCAGCGGUCAACUAAUUGCUUCCGUGAAUGUAGCGCUAUGUUCCUCUUUUUGAAAACGCUCUCUGUUGUCUGUUCUUGUACUAUGUGCCUGUCGUUAACAAUGCAACCCGCGCUGAUGUCGGUUGCUUUACGAACAAUUUCCAUGCACAAAAUUAAUAGCCGUUGCGAUUCAGAUUAAUCCCAUUUCUACUGGGGUUAAAGUGAUCACAGAGUUAGAUUGAGAGGCGAGUCCACGCCUGCAGCAAGUGGCAAGAAUUGAACUAUUAAAGUCUACCUCCUAGCUGUUUGGAAAAAGUCUAAAAAAGGUCUCAUUUCUUGUUAUUUAAAGAUACUUUUUCAACAUUAAGAUUUAGAAGAUACAUAAAGGAAAUCAUGUUUAAACUUGAUCGUCCCAAAUCUACCUUUAAUUUCCCUCUAGAAUGUUCUGCAGCUCUAGGCAUGAGUAUUGGUGCCAUCAGCAAAAGCCAGAUCACGGCUAGUUCUAUGUUGGCAUCAUAUGGUCCGGACAUGGCCCGGCUAAACUCUAUGUCAGCUUGGUGCGCCAAGGCACAAUCUGGGCAGUACAUCCAGGUGAGAUGCGUGUUUUUUAAAACAUGGUGUUUGAAAUGGUUUUAAAAAAUAUGAUUGAAAUUAAAAGUGGAGACGCUAAUUGCCAAAAACCACCAUGGGCACAGAGACACUGUAGCUUCGGGCCAGGAAUUGAAAGUCUGAGAAAAUGAAUUUCAAGGUCGUGAAAUUUUAGUAUGGGUCAGUGAAAACUUAAUAGGUGAUAAUAAGUCGGGGAAAUCAACAUCGUAGCACUAUUACUCUUUCAUUUUCCCAAAUUUCAGCUUUUCAGUUAAACCCAUCAGUGGCCCCUCGGGGUUCCACAGUAGUUAUCGAAAUUUUUGACGCUAUUGUCAACAUUAAGAGUUUAAAAUGGAAAAUUGUGAUCAUUUUCUUUUGCAAGAGCAAGGAAACCGUACGAUGUAAACAGAGCUUAAAGACGUCCAGACUUCGCAAACAUAUCUGUGAUAACUAUUUUUUCUUUCAGAUUGAUCUGCUUACUGAAACCCGCCUCAACAAAAUUGCUCUUCAAGGCUUCACUCUCAAUGGAAUACCCAGCUUUAUAAGGACGUUUACACUACAAACAAGCGAGGAUGGUGUAAAUUAUGAGACAUACCAAAGGAAUGGUCGAGAUGUGGUGAGGUUUUACCAUACCUAUUGAUUCUUCUAUUUGUCUGGCGCCAAGCAAGUGAAGAAGAUGAUUCUUCUAUUUGUCUGGUGCCAAGCAAGCGAAGAAGAUAAUUCUUCUAUUUGUCUGGUGCCAAGCAAGUGAAGAAGAUGAUUCUUCCAUUUGUUUAGUGCCAAGCACUUGAAGAAUAUGAUUUUUCUAUUUGUCUGGUGCCAAGCAAGCGAAGAAGAUAAUUCUUCUAUUUGUCUGGUGCCAAGCAAGUGAAGAAGAUGAUUCUUCUAUUGGUCUGGUGCCAGGCAAGCGAAGAAGAUAAUUCUUCUAUUUGUCUGGUGCCAAGCAAGUGAAGAAGAUGAUUCUUCCAUUUGUUUGGUGCCAAGCACGUGAAGAAUAUGAUUUUUCUAUUUGUCUGGUGCCACGCAAGUGAAGAAGAUGUAGUAGACCUAGUAGCUCCAGAGAACCAAGGGAUUUUUGGCUCCAGGGACAAAAAUUAUUUUAAAAACGGAAGGACAUGUUUUAUCAUAUUCUUUUCUGACGAGAAGUGUGAUUGAUGAAAAGCCAAGAUCUACCCGCAUUGUUUUGACCAGAAUCGUAAGAAACUCAAUAACGUAAGCAACGCAUUGGAAGGGUAAUGCAGAGAAUAUUUUAUCUUUUUAUGUGAUCUUUGUCAAACACGUGUAAUGUUCAUAGGAUUUUUAUUGAAGACGUAGUAAUAUUUACUCGCGCGAACUAGCUGUUAACUGGAUGACCGAUAAUUUUUUGCCCUGUAGGUGUUUCCUGCAAACCACGACGCCAAUUCUGUGGUCACUAAAUCUGUUAAACCAACAGUUAAUACACGCUUGAUAAGAAUAGUACCAAGCUCUUGGACCGGCUCUUUGUGUAUGCGGAUGGAACUUUAUGGCUGCCCGAUUGGUAUGAGCUGAUAUGAUAGGUUUUUACUCAGUAAGGACCCAGAUUCUUACUUGAAUCAAACAUUAGUAGCGGAAUAAGAAGUGGUGAAAUAGUUCUAAACGGCAAAGAAGAAUAAGAAAGCAACUAGAGUAGGAAGGCUUAAAAAACAUGCAAAGAAACAAACAAGCGAAUAAAUAAGCCAAUCUUUGCGAAGAAAAACAAUAGAAUAAGGUAAUAUUCUUGUUUCCAAAUUUAUUCACACAUCCCUUACUAUUUAUAUAUUUGCAGCUUGUCAAACCCCUCUUGGGAUGCAGUCUGGGUCCCUCAAUGAUACAUCUCUUUCAGCUUCAUCGACGAAAGACAGCUCCCAUAAGGCUGCCAACGCUCGCCCGUUUCGUGCAGUUGGGUGGUGCGCAAAGGUAAUGUCAUUCAUUCUUUCCCUUCUCUACACUUCUCCCAGAAUUUGAUGUGAGCCUUUUUCUGCAAGGCUACACAAGGCCUUAUUCAGCCAAGUCUCGCUUACUUGAUCCAGUGGAUACUUCAUAUCAUUAUGUGCUUUUUGAAUUAUCGUGAGGCUGCUCAUCCAAAGCGUGGUUAAGUUGUGUCCUUCUGAUAUGCGAGAGAAUCAUGCGGUCUCUUGUUUUCUUCUUUAACUUAAAUGCCUAAAACAAACAGCUGCAAAUUUUGUUCAGUGUUUUAAUUUACGCAGUUGGUUAGACUUAUGGUGCAAAUAUAAGAAAAUAUGUAGUUCUGGGAUUUUAGGCAACCAAAGUAUGUUUAUAACAAGUACUGGUACAUUUUUUAUGUGCAUUUACCAGAUCGUUUAGAUACUCUUUCUUCGUUGGAUCAAAGGGUUUGGCAACCGUCAAUCGACGAAAGAGGGCUUUUAAAUUGAAUAACUUUAUAUAAUGAAAUUUAAGCAACUCAGUGAACCAAUUAGAACUCAAGUCAAACACGGCUGAAAAGCGCCAUGCACGGGGAAACGCCAUAUGGUUUGCGACUUAUUUUUAUUGGGAAGUGCUCGUAAGCUUCUUGGAUAAAAUACAGGGUGAAGUCGUUUAUCUUCGUUAUUUUUAUAAAGUAUUGACGAAAGAGAGUGGACAUGUAUAUAACCUCGUCUGUAUUUUCCUUUGCAGAUUUUAGAUAAACAUCCUUGGUACCAGAUUACUUUUCCAGGCUGGGAAAGGAAGAUUACAAAAAUAACCACGUGGGGAGGGGGCAGAGGGUCAGGGUUUGUCAGUGUGUACAGUCUAAAGUCCACACGUACGCUUGACGUAGACAUCACUGUUUGGUCAGACUACCAGGAAGGCGGAAAAACCAGGGUCAGAGACUGAUGUGACUUAUGUUGUUAAAAAUAAAAAACGGUAGUUAUUGGUCAAUGAAACUGCAAAUGGUUGAAUUAGUCUUUACAACAAAUUUAUAGAAAAAGAAACCAAUUAGACUUAAAACUCUUCGAUUUUCCGUUUUAAAGGUUUCGUUUUUGUGGUAAAUUAUUAGCUUAGAACUGUGAAAUUUUAUAACUAGUAUAACAUUUAACGUCAAAAACAUUUUACGUGAUUAAUAUUAUGUCACUAUGUUCUGGUAUCACAGAAUUUCCGAGGCAACCAAGACGCUGUUAAUCCGGUGUCGCACCUCCUGGCAGAACCAAUCAUAGCGGAUGCAUUGCGCAUAAAGCCGCUGGCCUGGUCGUCAAUUGGUGCUUGUCUACGCCUUGAAGUCUUUGGAUGUGAUAAAGGUGAGUUUUCUUUCUUAAAAUGACUUGUCUUUUUCAACGCAACUUUGAUAAUGAUGGCUUGCUGAGCAGGAAAUCCAAACCUUCGUUUAGUAUAGAAGGUACUGACUUAAUAUCCCGUGAACAAACAUGGGAAGUUACAAGCCUUAUCAGUCCCUUAGAGACUUUCCUGUCAUUAAUCAAACUUUUUCUUGUUAACUAAACUGGGUGAUGAGUCACUGCGAAGUUUCUCUGCGGCAAACCCUUCCGUCUUUAUGAUUAUCUAACUAAGUCAGUGCGAAUUCCAUCAAUUGAAAUUUGCGACACUUCUCGUUACCUACAAGCGCGAUGCUUUUCUAACGAAAUAAAAUUCCUGCCUCUCGAGUCAAAUUGUCGCUGACCUGUCCCACGUCGUGUCGCAUACAAAUACUAGUCUACCCACCUCCCCUACCCAAAGGUCCUUUGUCACGUGCUUAGUCUGCCUGCUGGGUUUUUCUAAUUGGUAGAGACACGGCUCGAUCUUUCUUGUCAAACUUCUCUUAUUUUCCAGGAUGCAACUCUGCCCUCGGUUUAAGGCAGGGGAUCAUCAAAGACUCAGCUUUAUCAGCGAGUUCAUCAUUAGACGAGGCCCACUUGGCUAAUAAGGGUCGGUUAAAUGGAAGUACUGGGUGGUGUGCAUCUGAUAAUUAUAGAGAGAGCUACUUUGAGGUAAGUAGUUUCCCCAUAGUUAUUGUUCACUGAAGUGGAUAUAGGUAUCCAUCACUUUCACCUGCACUGAGGAGAAUAACUAUUUAAGUUUAUACCUCACAGAAACCUUUGGCUGGUCGGAGAUCAAUAGUACUUGCUAAUUACUUACAAACCAGCCAGUUAGCGCACGCAAAAAUACUAUUCGCCUAUGUGGUAUAUACUAAUAUGUGAUGUCUCCCGGUAAUUGUCAAUUCACGUUCCAACGAUUGUCUCUUUUUCGUCUCUGGAAAAUGCUUCGUAGGAAGAAAAAAUUUACCUCACCAGUUCUUAUUUGUUGUCUCGUUUCUUCCCAUUUCAAGGUUGACUUCGGAGUUGCGAUGAAAGUAAGCACCUUAGCUAUACAAGGCGCUGAAGAUGGUAAGGGGUAUAUCAAAAGUUACAUUGUGAAUACGAAAGACUAUGUUGAUGGACCAUGGACUCAAUACAGGCAGAACGAUAAGACUAAGGUGGGUAAUGUGACGUAAGUGAGCGUCUUGAUCUGAAUUUUAUACCAUAUCAUUGAUUUUUUGUGAAGGAAUAUGGAGUGUUCUGCAACCUCCGAAGUGUAUCACACAUAAAAAAACAGGAUCAUUGGAUAAUGUAGUUCAAGACUUUUUAAUUGGCUUAACCAUCAUUGGUUAUGAGCUAUUAUACCGUACGCGCACAUGAAGACGAGUUCCACCGAAAGUGGUUUUGUACACUAUAUCAUUGCGUUUUUUCUUACAAAAUAAAGUUGAGAAGAUGUAUCUAUAUUUCGGGACGUUUUUUAUAAAACGAUUAUCUCACUCGCCCUUGUUGGAUAUGAAUGAGAUGAUUGUCAGCAACUCUACUGGCCUCGUUGGCCAUCUAUCAUCUCAUAUCUAACGCGCGCUCGUAAAAUGAUUGUUAAAUAUCACAAGGCAAAUAGUUAUAGAUAUUGUACAGAUUGUUCUUAGACACAAAAAUGGAACUGUAAAGGCUAGAUUACGAUAUUGGAUCAACACCACACGCAAGAGAGAGGGUGCCUCUUUACCAGCGUCAGAUACUUGCCUUUGCCAUUCCUUUGCCAUUCCAUUGCCAUUCUUUUGGUUGAUGUUGUCAAUUAAGACGGAAAGUUUACGUUACACAAUAUUUUAGGUCUUCUUGGCAAACGUGGAUUUCUCAUCAAUAGUGAAGAACUCAUUCCCUUCUGGUCUGCGGGGAAGGUAUAUCAGGAUAAGGCCAAAGACAUGGAGUGAUCGACCGUGUCUCCGUUUAGAAUUGUAUGGCUGUAAGAGUGGUAGGUACACCUAAUUAACUAUAGAUAUCUCUUUGCCAAUUACGAUUACUAUAAAGUUGCAAGCAAAAUAGGCAAUGGUAGAUAAACUGUUCAAAAUUCAAAAUGAUGAUACACAAGGCGCAGUGGAGGAGCCAAACCAUUUAUACCGCCAAGUAAAUCAAUUGAUUUGCAGAUCUUCAGAUUUUGAUUUCUAAGGCUUCGACGCCACUCGGUUAUUUUGUUCCCCACCAGUAGUUAGUGGCAACCAACGUCAAACUAAAUAUAUUUACCUACGUGCAGAUACGUCUGUGAGUAGCAAAUAUUUUUGCUCGUUUGUUACUUACUCUAUGGGUCUUACUCCUCUUUCUAAUCCCAGUACGGUACUUAGUUGAACUUUCUCCGUACCACCAUGUGACUAAACAGUCUCCUGUCCCAUGUCCCAAACGAGAGUUUGAUGGGACAGCUAUAUUCAGGGGACUGAAUUAAGGUGCUAGUACCCUUCAGAUGGGAUGAACAACUUUUAAAAUCAAACUGGUGCUCUCGUGUAAGUAAAAACAUGCAGUUACCGCGGAGACUUUCUGCCGUGUGCAUCAUUGUCGAGAGAAGCAGUUGCCUUAUAGCUAACUUACUGAACACUCCGCGGUCUGGGUGGAUCAUUCUGUUGUGUUCUUUCGGCAAGGUCCUCUAGAUACCUUUUUCCAACCAUGAAUAUAUCCGAGUACAAGUUAACUAUCAAGGGGAAAUAUAUGAUGGAGGAAGGGCAUAAAUAUCCUUCUUAGUUUUUGUCUCUUUAUGCUACAUCAACUGGGAUGAGGUACGAUUGGUAUGCGGCUCAGUCUCAAGUAGACAUUAACUUUAGUUCUCCACAAUAUCACCAUCUUUGUUUCCACUAAAUGCUACUGUUGAUGUGGUUAGAGUUGAUUUGCAGCGGUCUGUUUUGUUUGUUCACUUUCAGAUUUGCAACCAACUAUUAUUCCAUCAGUGAGUACAACACCAUCAGCAGGUAAAUACUCUCUUUAUGUAGAGAAUGUGCAAAGGAUUGCAAAAUUGAUGUAUGUUCUACAACGUUUUCAGAAGUUUUCGUAAUACUUCGAAAGAAGUGAAAAUCACCUUCGAAAUCAUAUGGAGAAUUAAUAUGCACACGCAACAUCAUUUUCAGAAUCACUCGAUGAGUCGUCGUUGGCACAAAACUUCCUGAAUAGAAUCAUAAGUUAAUGGGAUAUCAGGAGGAAUUGUAUUCGUUGCAUUUGUCCUCCGAUUUCUUUAAAUCCUGUUAAUUCACGGGUCAGAUUUUUAGGAUUAGUUAAAGGUUAGAACUGAUGCGGACUUUCCAACAUUUGUCUGUGAACUUACACCGCAGAGUCACUAAACUACCAGAAAAUAAGACAAGUCAAACUUUCACUGUGCUGGUAAUCUGAAGACUACAACGUUUACUUUUCAGUUCUAACGUAUAGAGGCUCAGUAAAGUUCUCCAACAAGACAUGGACCGAUGACCUCCAGAAUUCUGAUAGCAAAGCAUUCAAGACUCUCGCAAGGAAGAUAGAAAAAUCGGUACAAACUAUUUUGGCCAGUUUUAAUCCAUUGCUUUCAAUGUUCAUAUAUUUAAGUCUAGACUACUAUAUUCUAUUGUGUGCCACUUUGAUAAAUUCCUGUAUGAUAAAUUGAGACGUCAUUCCGAUCGCCUUUUGCCCUCUUUAUUUUUGUUAGAUUGCUGACUUGUACAACGACGAUAAGAACGAUGAAGCAUCAAAAGCCUUCUUGAAUGUUACAAUAACCGGAUUCAGGUAUAUUGUGGCUUUCCACGAAACACGUGCGAAAUAAUUGAACAAAGUUCCGGCCACUUCUUUGUUUAGUUCUGGUAUCAUAGAAUCUUGAAUAGGAUAUUGAAAUCUCUCUGUAUUACUUAAUUUCAAAUUGUUCAUUUUGAACCCUCGCGAAAGCCCCUGUAGCUGUAGGCCCGUCUAGCUGUAGGCCUAUUUAGCUGUAGUCUCGUCUAGCAGUAGGCCGGUCUAGCUGUAGGACCCCUUAGCUGUAGGUCCCUGAAGCUGUAGGCCCAUCUGGCUGUAGGCCCGUCUAGCUGUAGGCCCGUCUAAAUGAAGGCCCGUCUAGCUGUAGGUCCCUCUAGCUGUUGGCCCUUCUAGCUGUUGGCCAGUCUGGCAGUAGGCUCCUCCAGCUGUAGGCCCCUCUAGCUGUUGGUCCGUCUAGCUGUAGGCCCUUCUAGCUGUAGGCCCGUCUAGCUUUAGGCCUGUCUAGCUGUAGGCCCGUCUAGCCGUAGCUCUCUCUAUCUGUAGGCCCAUCUAGGUGAAGGCCCGUCUAGCUUUAGGCCUUUCUAGCUGUAGGCUCCUCUAGCUGUUGACCCGUCUAGCCGUAAGAUCCUCAAGCUGUAGGCCCGUCUAGCUCUUAGCCCCUCUUGCUGUUGGCCCGUCUAGCUGUAGGCUCUUCUAGCUGUAGGCUCCUUUUCUUGUAGGCUCGUCCAAUCCCUUUUACGGGCUGAGUAACAUCCAAAUUACUUUCAUACGGAAUGUUUCUGAAAAAAGUAUGAGAUCCUGGGAUUUAAGAUCUUUUCCUUUUUUCUAAUCUGGUUCAUCAUAAGCCUGUUUGGAAACUAAUUUUCCUUUUCCCUAUUUUAAAUUUUACUCCGCUUACCUCCCCUUACACUUUCCUCUACUGCUACGAGACUACUUUAAAACAUUUUAUUUAAUGCUCGUAAUGCCCGCAUAUGUAGCAUUCCAAAGAUCAAUGGUGUCCUCAAAAUAUUCUUGAAUCGUAGUUAGCGAAAAAACAUGAACGCGUUAUAAAUGUUCAAGUCUUCGUUAAUUUCUGUUUCUGUCUUUCGUUGUAGUCGUGGCAGUAUUAUUGCUAAGUUUAAGCUGACGUUUUUCCGGGAUAUUGCUAACAAUCUUGGCGCUAAUGUGACCAAGAAGCUAGUUGAGGCUGUGGACAGUGGAGAAUUAGCAGGGUUGGCCGUUGAUCAAUCAUCUUUAAUUAUCAAGAUAGAAGAUGGUACGCUAGCCCUUCAGUUGUUCUUUAACAUUGCUCUGUAGCAGAGCUAUGCUCCUCAAAAGGAUCAUGUUCUUGUGGUUUGUGUGAGCUGCCUCAGCCUUCUGCUUCGGCAGAUAGCUCAGACCUCGGUUUUUAUGAUUCAUGAUAUCAAGCUCAACCUCAUCCAAGAAUUGCUAUGUACAUUAUCCCGACAUUUAAUAGCCCAAAGGUUUGUAAGUCGGUUAUGUUCUUGUCUUAGGUGAUGAAUAAUUAUAAUAACGUCUGGGCUCAAAGAAAGUGUUGAUUAUAUAUUUCCUCUAGUAAUAUUAGUUUUGUAGUUGUUUGUUUUGUUUUUGAACUGUUUUAUCACCUUUUUGAAAUUUCAGAUUCAAGUGUUAGCACCAGCAGUCAGCCUACAACAGAAAAUCAAAUAGACAGUAAGUUAAUGUAAACAGACUAGCUUUGAAACAGAUGCGAGAGUCCGUUUAUUGGUGUUCUCAGCUAGAGCUAUUCUGUUUAACACUUGUCUUAAUUCUUAUUGUUACAGGCGAAAAGGGUACAAGGGUAAUAAACAUAUUGAUACCAGCUUUCCUUUUCCUGUUGAUGUGUUGCUGCGGGUUAGGUUUGUAUCUCUUCUGUAAGCGCAAGAAAGGAAAUCAUCCGCUAAACCACCAGCAGUUUAAUAACCCGAUUUUCUUCUCAAACUCCAAGCAAGAGGUACAAACAAAUGGUCAUGCAGUAACUUCAAACGGGACUACAACAACAGCAACGUAAGACCUACCUUGGGAGAGAAGUCGUUACAGGAGAUAAAUGGCGGCUGGAGGUGAAAAGAAAAAUUUUAAGAAAAUGAAUAUUUAAAAAAAACAUGGUCUUUGGCUUUCGUUGAUAAAAUUACCGUUACGGUAAAAUGGAGUAAUUAUUCCGCAUUUUAGCAUCUGCGUGACGACUGCAAAGAGCAAAAUGCAAUAAAAUGAAGUGUUACCCAAGCUAAAAAAAAAAAAUGGCAUAAAUUCCAAAAUUAUAGUCUGAAGGUUUUUGAUAUCCAACUUUUUCUUUUUUUGCAAAAUUUAUUUUAAAAAGCGGUAACACUUAUUUUAUGUGCUUUUUCUGUCAGAGGUCGUUAUUUUCUUUUUAUACUUGGAACGGGUGUAUUUAAAUUUACAUAACACUAGAUGUAACCCAGGCAUUCAUUUCUAUGCGGCCUCGUUCGAUAAAAUGCACCACGUGGUACAAAUCAUGAGAGAAUAUGCUUGGUUCUAUUUGAUAAGACUUUGUUGUGAACUCACAGCUCCAAGUUAACAAGGAAAUCAAAGGUGAAGAGUUCAUUUUGUUAGACUCAAUUCUUUAGUUGCGUGACGACUUGCUUCACUUUAGGAAGUCGGGCAUGGUGUCCUAAAACGAUAAUUAACAAGUAGCCACCGACACUUACGUGAAUAGUCGUUUUAGUAGAUACUAAAACAGUGAGAUGUUAGAGCACAAAAAGAUGAUUUUAACUCAUUUAUUUAUGCAGCGAUUACAAUAUUUUCGCGCGCAAAUCCAGCACGCGUUGCUCGAAGGUGAAAAAGGAAAGGAUAUAAGGAGUUUGAGUAGCCAAUUAGAGCGCGCCAUCUACACUAAGAUUGUGCAGCUGUUUUCCCGGCAUGAAGCUCAGUAGGUCUUUUGUUAUCAAUGUUACUUCAGCAGUAGCGAGCUUUUCCUUUCAAAGUGAAAAUGUCACUUCAAGGUAUUUCACCUUUUUAUUCUGCAAAAUAAAUAGAAAUAAGCUGAAGGCUGGAAAACAUAUGGAGAAUUCUAGCUCUAAUGCAUGCAUAAAUUAGUGUUUUAUCAAGCCGCUUUUACACCAGAGAGGAUUCUCGAUUGCCUUAGUUUUUUUGCGCAAAAGGACUUUUGUCCGUCUGGGAAACGAAGUUUCUCACUCUUAAUCUCUUAAUUUUGUGAAUAUAACGGAAAUCUUUCUGGUGUAAUUGGAUCCAAGCUGUCCUAUCAUAUAAGUUAAGUAUGAGAUAACCACAAGUGUUACAAAAGUGCUUAUCUCACAUAUAUGCAUGUUUAUACUGGUGCAUGCGCAAUGUGACCCGGGAAACAUGUUCUGCAUCGUCUCUAUGCAACGUUGUUUUUCUGUGCACAUUGAUUUGAAUAACUGAAUAAUUAUGGAAAUGUGAAGGAUGAGUUAAUGACUUUAUACUGGGCAAUGAUUUUCAGUGUAUCAGGUUAUAUAUUACUAUAUUCAAAAACGGAAUAAUCUUAACAUCUAACCCUUAAAGUGCUUAGCACUCAGUGAAAAUUAUAAUGGACUCCUUUCUACGAUGGAGUUUUUUUUUUUUAAUAAACUAUGUCCAUCAUUUUUGACAUGUUAAAGAUGUAUCAAGUAUUUCUAAACCGGGGAUAAGGCUACAAUUUUUCCAACAGUUUGUUGGAGUACACUGAUACAGGAACUUGUGGCUUUUAGUGACCUUAAGCAAGAUUGUAAUGAUAGGAAUUAUUUUAUAAAGUGACUUCUUUUAUAUUUAUCUACUUCUCACUUAAUGUUAUUUACGUGUCUUUGUUUUCCCCUUGUUCCAGGUUUAUCGUAACAAAAAAUUAUUGUACUUUUAGUGAUUUGUAUCAGCUAAAAGCAUAAAUAAGCGUAAGAUUGAACAAUUUUAUUCUGACUUAAUUAUGCUUUACCCAAGCUUCUGCGAAAAAUUUCCUGCAAGUUUUUAUAUAUCAG
This is a messenger RNA of Pocillopora meandrina, 38592 nucleotides long. Lineage: Eukaryota; Metazoa; Cnidaria; Anthozoa; Scleractinia; Pocilloporidae. The record is from the annotation of a GenBank genome assembly.